GAAAAACAUUGUCUCUCAAGUCCGGGUGUUUUAGCUGAACAAAACUACAAAUUGAUGUCAUAUUUGGAACGUAUGCACACAAUUUAUCCAGCGAACACAAUGUUCUACAAAACUCAUACAAAUAAGAUUGAUUGAAAAGUAUAUGGCUUUGUCGGGCAAAAUUUUCUUUUUCUGGGUAUGUCUGGGUAAUAUGGGAUGCUGGCUAUUAAUACUUGAUCAUAAUCUUCUGUAGUAUCAUAGGACCAAUGUUGCUCCCAGUUAUAAAUCUGUAUUGGAUUCUGAAUUCAUGGUUUCAAGUUACCCAGGGGAUGAAUCUUUGUUGUUCAGCUCACACAUAUCCAAAGAUGUUUGAAAUCCUUCUCUUAAUAUGGAUAACUAUUUAUACAACAUUGUAGUCCAAAAUUUCCGUUUUCGUCAUGUAUGACUAAUAUUGAGGAACAUUUGGUACUUUUUAGAAUUUUGAAUCAGAAUGUUGCUUUCAAAAAAUUCUGCAUCAUCAUGGGGUCGAAUUUAAAGUGAAACAUUAUAGUGUCAGCUAUGAGACAUUAGAAGAUCAGAAAUAAUAAUUUACAAAUCUUUGGAAGGAAUUACAGUAUUUGGUUCUGCUACUGUGUCAUAGAUGGCGCUAGGAUAUGCGGUUCCUUUGGGCCUGUCUAAUGCCUAUUCUAAUUGAAUAUCCUCAGGCAUUGAUUAACGUAUUCCAUCUGAAGAUGACCAAUUAAAAUAGACAUUAGAGAGGCAAAAAAGGAUUAAAGAUUUUAGCGCGAUCUAUGAAACAAUAGCAUAGAUAGCACUAGUAUCUUCCAGAUCCCCUUUAGGACGUAGGAAUGCGUUAAUUCAUGGGUUUGCAACACAUAAUAAAUAUGUGUAUGUGCGAUGUACGUUACUUUUAAGUGCCCAUUUUAUGCACGCAAUUUGUAUCGCUCAUCAUGAAAAAGCAAACUUGCAACUUUUCUUAUAGCACGACUUUUAGAUCAUGUCCUGUGACUUAGAUCAACAGCACUGUUAAUAGAUGCUGACGCGGACCGUUGACUUGAAAUCGAGGUGAGUUUGCAGCCCGAUAAGAAAAGUCGAUUGCUCUCUCAAAGAUAUAUUAAUCUACCAUUAGUUUUGAUAUAUUCUUUUUAAUAGAGGGCACCCUCUGUGCGAGUUUUGCGACACCCGCUAUAUGGACAACGACGAGCUGUUUCGCCAUCUUCGGCGCACUCAUUUGUUUUGCCAUUUGUGCGAUGCGGACGGCAAACAUCAGUACUACGUCUGCAUGGACGAUCUUUUGAAGCAUUUCAAAGAGGAGCAUUUUCUAUGUGAGGAGGGGGAUUGCAGGAAUAUGCCUUUGACUGCUGUUUUUAGGUCGGAUAUAGAUUUAAAAGCUCACGUUGCUACAGAACACAGUAGACAUAUGAGUAAGUCUGCUACAAAGCAAGCAAGGACCUUAGAAUUAGAAUUUACUUUAGCCCCUAGACCAAGAACUGACAAUAAUAGGAAUAGAAGAUAUGAUAAUAGGCGCAUUGACAAUGAUCCUUAUGAUGAGCCGGGCGGUGGCCCAGGUGGCGGGGGGGAGGUUGGUUCCGGCAGGUUCUUCGUGAACCCCCUCACCCCCCAGGACUUCCCGGCGUUAGGAUCGGCGUCAGGAAGUGUCACUUUUCGACCCGCUUCCGUCAAUUUUGCAUCCAGGAACAACUCCAAUUUGAGGCAAGAGGAUUUCCCCUCUUUAGGUGGUUCAAGAGGACCAUCAGCCCUUACUAUAACGACCAACUCUGCGAGUACAAGGUCUAAUAGAGCACCCGAAGUUACCAUAACUAGAACUGUAAGGGGUCAACAACAAGGCCAACCUAGGCGAAAUAAUGACUUUCCCGUUUUGAGCGGAACCAGCUCAAACAAUACUGGCAGUAGCACUGUUAGGUUAAGUGUUAAUUCUCAAGACUCGCAUACCAGCCCGAAGGUUUCUAUUCACGUUAACCAUCGUCCUAAUGGUGGCAUCACUACUCACAUCACCACAAGUGCCUCGUCCAAUAGCAGCGCGUCCCGCCCCACAGAGGCGUUUCCUGCUUUAGGGUCAGCCCAACAAGGCGGUGCCGAACAGCCGCAGUGGGUUCAGGUCAAGCACAAAAAGCAGGAAUCGAAAGCGCCUAAGGUGACUCCUACGCCUACGCUACCACCCGGUGACCUCCAACAAUUCCCUAGCUUACAAAAAACGAAAAAGGGCAACACCAACACAUCUUCAGGGAAUAAUUGGGUGAAUUUGAACAGUAUGAACAGUGCAAUGGCAAGAAACAGAGAGGCUGAGGCUAGGGCCGCUAGUUUGAAGCCCAAACCGCCAGUUGAAAAUAAGCAGGAUAACACCGAAAAUAAAGGCAAGAAGAAGAAAAAAAGCAAAGAUAAACCUUUGGACACUGAGAAAAAGAAAGGGGAACAAAAUUCUGCAAAUGAGUCGAACAACAAUGAAGAUAUCAUCAAGAAUGGAAUGAUAAAAAAGCGUUCUGAAAUCAAAAUCGGGAACCUGCGUAAUACUGGUGAAUCGUCCGUUGUUUCUAAUAGGUCAGAGGAGUCAACAAAGCCUCCUCCUGGCUUUACCAUCAAACCCCCUCCAGGUUUAAGUCCCGCCUCUUUUCCCAGCUUAGGAGGAGUGGCCAAUGAUUUGACAUUCACGUCAAGUAGCGGCCAAAGUUACUCCAUAACGCCCAGCAUAAAAUAUCAUCCACCAGUUAACUUUCAUGCUCGCAACCAGAAUUUGAUCAAGAAAGUUAUGAGUAUUUUGAAUAGUGAUACAAUCAAGGAAUUCAAAACGUAUUCGGACCUGUUCCGCAACGGGGGCUUCCCCACAGACAAUUACUACGCGCAUUGCAAGCAAGUGUUGGGCAGCAAUUUUGAAGAAAUCUUUCCAGAGCUGUUAGUUCUCCUUCCAGACAUAGACAAGCAACAGGAGUUGUUCAGAGUGUAUGACGGCAAGGGGAAAAAACUUCUAGUUAUCUGUGAAAAUUGCAAACAGGUGAUCUACCGCAAGGAGCUGACAGAACACUACAGUUAUCAUACACUUGAUAGUCAGUUUCCUAGUCUCGAUGUCGGCAAACCACAGGGUAGUAACGGUGCUUGGAAAAAGUCAUAA
Acanthoscelides obtectus is the source of this 3106-nucleotide messenger RNA. The record is from the annotation of a GenBank genome assembly. Lineage: Eukaryota; Metazoa; Arthropoda; Insecta; Coleoptera; Chrysomelidae.